AUGGAACAACGGAAAGACGAAGCGCCGCUCGAAACGAGUCUGUUUCGUGCCAUACAAAAAAAUAAAGUUCUUCAAAGUCAAUCCAUCCGACAGCAACACGACGAAGAAUUUCAAUUAUCGAAAUAUUUGAAAGAUCAUCAUACCGAGGCGAAAUUUCAGCGCGAAUUGUUAUAUUCAUGGAAAAAUGAAACAUAUCUGCGUGAUUUGAAGAAGAAACUACGUAUUAGUCCAACGAAGAACGAUGCAGCUUAUGAAUAUCAAUUGAAAACUUUGAACCAUUUGAUAUCUGGUCGACCAGGUUUGAUCAUUCCACCAAGUGAAGAACAACGUCGGUUAGAAAUCAGAAAAAAAUACGAAGAAUUUCUUCGACAAAACCCUCUUUCGACUUUGAUACGGAAACCAGUAGAAACCGUUUCAAUUGAUCAAAGUGCCCAGGAACUCGCGCGGAGUAUUGAAGAGACAUGGAAGAACAUCCACAAGCAGUCAGCAAUUUGGUCGAAACAGAAACAAAGUUCCGGCUUGACCACACUUCGUCGAUCAUUAACGCUGAACGAUAUACGAAGAAAGUCAACGCGACCUUCCGAUCAAAGAAAAUCAUCUCUGAGUGAAAACAUUCGAUUCCGAACGAAUCAUUUUGAAUUAUGUGAAAGCAUCGAACCACCUCCAGUUACAUUGGAACUUGUCGACCGAGUUACUCAAUGUGAUCUGUUCACGAUGAGAAGUAUACGCCGACCCAGACAAAGUUCAGCGGAGUUGAAUUCUUUAUACGAAACACGAAAACAUAUUUAUCAAAUGAACAAACGCAUUUUCAAUCAUCAAAAUUAUCAAAAAGCAAGUUUCGAGCAUUCGAAGAACGCCAAAGUCAAAUAA
Messenger RNA from Adineta ricciae, 870 nucleotides. The record is from the annotation of a GenBank genome assembly. Lineage: Eukaryota; Metazoa; Rotifera; Eurotatoria; Adinetida; Adinetidae.